GCUCCACCAUGGCGUCAGGUUCAUGGUGAUAUUGCUUAUAUUUUGGUGACAACAAAAGAAGGAACUCGACUCUCUAUUACUGCGGCAACAUGUGGUUAUUUUGAAAAUAAAGGAAAAACAGAUGAGAACGAAAUAGAUUAUGAACGAUCAAGUCUGGUUUUCCCACUUUGAUGGCUCUGCUAAAGGCAAAAAGUGAACACUUUGCUUCAACCAUUGAUAAAAAGGAGUUUGCCUACCACGGAUUACCAAAAACGGCAAAUACUGAACUUUCAUUUGAAAAUGGUAAAAAGGAAUGGUCAGAUAACGAGACUGUUUUCAAAAAUGAUGUUGGUCCAUUGAAGGAUGGCGAAGAUGCGGUGGACAAAGAUUUUCGAAAUAACGCAGAUGGAAGUGCUGUAACAACGAACACGGCAAAUGCACCAACAAAAACGAACAAGUCAAAGAAAAAACCUAAACCUAAACAUUUGGAACCUUCGCCAAAAUGGAAAUCAGUCGGUUUAGGAAACAAUAGUAUUGAAAAAGAGAUUGAGAAGAAUGUUCAAAACAAGUCAAAUGGUAAAAGAACGCGUUCUAGUUUCGAGAAAAAGAGUGCUAAAGAAACGUCAAUGAAAAUUGCGUUGAACGACAACGUUGAAGAAUUCAGCGAAAGCUCAUCUGAAAGUGAAGAAGAAGAGGAAAGCCAUGACAGACGACAGGAGUCGAAUGCUGAUCUUCCCUCAGAAUAUUGGCAGAUCCAGAAAUUGGUGAAAUACCUGAAAGGAGGAAACCAAACUGCCACAAUCAUUGCGUUAUGCUCGAUGCGAGAUUUCAAUCUCUCUCAGGAAACAUGUCAGUUAGCGAUAAGAGAUGUCGGUGGUUUAGACGUUCUCAUAAACCUUUUGGAAACUGACGAGAUAAAAUGCAAGAUCGGUUCCUUGAAAAUUCUCAAGGAGAUAUCAGUAAAUACCGUCAUCAGAAAAGCGAUAGCAGAUUUAGGAGGUUUGGAAACGAUGGUAAAAAUCCUUCAAUCUCACGAUAAGCAGCUGAAAUGCCUUGCAGCCGAGACUAUCGCCCAUGUGGCGAAGUUCAGACGUGCAAGAAGAACUGUCCGUAAAUAUGGCGGCAUAACAAAACUGGUGAAUUUAUUAGACUGUGGCUUACUGUCUAAUGCCGCAGACUUGGACAUGAACGUGGCUAGGGCAGGUGCACUUGCGCUGUGGAGCUGCAGUAAGAGCACGAAGAAUAAGUUAGCUAUAAAGAAAGCCGGUGGAAUUCCUUUACUGGCGAGGUUGUUGAAAUCUACACAUGAUGAAAUGCUGAUACCUGUCGUUGGCACUUUACAAGAAUGUGCUUCAGAGCCAAGUUAUAGGCUUGCAAUUCGCACAGAAGGCAUGAUCGAAGACCUUGUAAGAAAUUUGAAAAGUGACAAUCAGGAAUUGCAAAUGCAUUGUGCAAGCGCAAUAUUUAAGUGUGCUGAAGAUGCCAAAACUCGUGAUCUUGUCCGUGAAUAUGGUGGCCUUGAUCCUUUGGUCACAUUGCUUCAGGCUGCUGAGAAUAAAGAUCUGCUGGCAGCCGCAACUGGUGCCAUAUGGAAGUGCUCUAUCAGCCCCGAGAAUGUUUCAAGGUUUCAAGAGUUAAAAGCAAUUGAACAGCUUGUUGCUUUGCUGAAUGAUCAACCGGAAGAGGUUCUCAUUAAUGUUGUCGGAGCUCUUGGUGAAUGUGCUCAGAUUCCUGUCAACAGAACUUCGAUACGUAAAGCAGGAGGAAUCUCGCCGCUGGUGAACCUUUUGACGAGUACAAACCAAGCUUUGUUGGUUAAUGUCACUAAAGCUGUCGGAGCAUGCGCAACUGAACCUGAUAAUAUGACAAUCAUUGAUCGUUUGGAUGGAGUUCGUUUACUGUGGUCUUUGUUGAAAUCUCCGAAUCCAGAGGUUCAAUCCAGCGCAGCUUGGGCAGUGUGUCCUUGCAUUGAAAAUGCUAAGGACGCUGGAGAAAUGGUUCGCUCGUUUGUUGGGGGUCUGGAACUUAUCGUCAGUCUUCUGAAAUCAAGUGAUAGAGAAGUUCUUGCGAGUGUAUGUGCUGCUAUAGCGAAUAGCAAAGAUGAAGAAAACCUUGCGGUGAUUACAGACCAUGGAGUCGUUCCAAUGCUGGCUAAACUUACUAACACAAAUGAUGACAGAUUAAGACAAUACUUGGCCGACUCGAUUGCAAGGUGUUGCACCUGGGGAAAUAAUCGCGUGGCUUUUGGCCGUGCUGGAGCUGUUGCACCGUUAGUUCGAUAUCUCAAGUCUCAAAAAUUGGACGUUCAUCGUGCCACUGCACGUGCUCUUUACCAAUUGUCACGUGAUCCUAACAACUGCAUUGCAAUGCACAAUAGUGGCGUCGUCAAGCCAUUGAUAGUAAUGGUUGGCUCAUCCGAUGAUGUCUUGCAAGAAGCUGCCGCAGGCUGUUUGGGAAACAUUCGGAGACUGGCACUAGCCAACGAGAAAGCCAAAUAUCAAUGAUGAGCGUCACCGUAAGCUUGAAGUUUUAUUGCUUUACUCAUUAUUUCAUUUGUUUGACAUAGCUCGGUUAUUUAUUUUGUCAUACGAGUUCUUAAUUACCUCGCUUUUAGAAAAAUUACAGUGCUACAGUUCGUAUAGCAGCUAUA
Messenger RNA from Xenia sp. Carnegie-2017, 2629 nucleotides. RefSeq names its product outer dynein arm-docking complex subunit 2-like. Gene Ontology annotation, molecular function: protein binding. Lineage: Eukaryota; Metazoa; Cnidaria; Anthozoa; Malacalcyonacea; Xeniidae. The record is from RefSeq and is a predicted model, not a curated record.